AUGAACACUCCUACUCAUCUGGCCGCUCCCGUGGCAAGUGACAGAGUCCCUACCUCGUCGAGUCUCGAUGUCCUCGCGUUGGACAUGAAGACCCUUGUCAAGAAGAUUCAGGACUUGAGUCACUUGGGCAUUGAGGACAGUAAAAUCACGCUCCCCAAGAUUUGUGUGGUUGGAGACCAAAGUACCGGUAAGAGUUCCCUCAUUGAGGGAAUUUCCGAGAUCAAAGUGCCCCGAAGUGCUGGUACCUGCACCCGUUGUCCCAUGGAGAUUAAUCUCUCGGAAAAUGAUCCCGGAGAAUCUUGGAAGUGUACCGUUUUUUUGUCUUUCCGAUACUGGUACGAUGCCAAUAAGAAGAUCAGAGCAAUGUUAAAGAAGAGCGAGCCCCUCGGGCCCUGGCUUCAAGUUGUUGAUCAGGAAGACGAGCUCUUCAUCACAUUGACAGACAAAGGAAAGAUUCAAGAUGCAAUUUGGUGGGCGCAGCUGGCGAUCUUGAACCCCGGCGCGGACUUCCAUGAGUAUGUCCCAGGGAAGAAUACGCUCACUGCGCAGACCUUUGAAGUCAAAUUCUCCCCAAACGUCGUUCGCCUCGACAUAUCUGGGCCCAACUUCCCAGCUUUGUCCUUUUACGAUCUCCCCGGGGUCAUCAGCCAGGCCGAGCAUGAAGCCGAGAAUUACCUGGUGCCCCUUGUCGAGAACCUCGUCAAGCAUUACAUUUCUGAAGAAAACUGCAUCGUCCUACUCACUUUGUCUAUGACAGAUGAUGCUGGAAACUCUAAUGCCGCACGCCUGAUCGGAAGAAUCCAGGGUGCAAAGGAGAGAACACUUGGGGUGUUGACGAAGCCAGACAGGUUGGCUUCUUAUGAGUGCUUUGCCCAGUACAAAGACAUUUUGGAGGGAAAAGUGUAUGGCCUAGGCCAUGGAUACUUUGUGGUCCGGAACAACCCCGAUCCAGACGUACUGCACGGCGUUGCUCGCAGUGAAGAGGACGCUUUCUUUGCGGAUCCUUUCUGGUCUGACAAAAUGGCUGAUUUCCAUCACCGUUUUGGGACCCGACGUCUCCAAAUCGCUCUGUCAGCUACACUGAUGGAGCAAAUUCAGAAAUCCCUGCCGUCCAUCAUUCGGCAAAUCGACGAGAAAGGAAGACGCAUUGAUGCUGAGCUGAGCACUCUUCCAGACUCCCCCUCCGAGGAUGUGCAGCGGAUUUUAAUGGAAAAGACGAUUACUCUGGGUCUCAAGCUUCGAUGGAUAUUCGAAGGGGGAACUGGCUAUGGGGGUUCCGACAAUACCCUUCAAAGGGAUUGGUGUGACCUGGUUAGGGACUUUCAGGUGGCCUUAGAGAAGACACGCCCGACACUAAUCUUAAGUACCGACACCGACCAUAGCUAUAUGGCCGAGAAGUACGACGCCGACGCCGACAUGUUUCUUUCCUCUGGCUCCCCUGCUCGUAAGAGAAAAGCGCCUGUACCUGAGCUGAAAACACCAGAAAGCAAGACCCAGAACGUCAAUGGGUCAAGUGCAUCAACUCAAUCAAAGGAUCGUGGCGGUCAGAACUACAAAACUGCGUGCUUUAGGGAGUGGAAGGCGCCAUUUUUCAGAUUCACACUGGAUGGAAUCCGGAGAAUCAAGGAGGAGUCCCACCGUGCUGGGAUUCCCAACCAGAUUGACCCCAGUGCAAUUGAAAAGCUUAACAAGGAAAGUGUGAAGAACUGGGGUGUACUCGCAAACGCUUUUGUCUUCGCUACCCAUGGUAUUGUUCAAAAGGUCUUGAUUAACUCUCUGGACGAUGUGAUUGCCCAGUAUCGCCAGACUGGGCUCUAUCGAGAGCUGUACCAAGUUAUCACGACUUUUCUUCUGCAGCUCCGCGCCGAUUACCUUCAGGAGGCGGGUACUCAUUAUCGCAUUGAGAGUGACAAUCCGUUCACCAUGGCCCAGGCUCAGCAUAAGGAAGCCUCUCUGGAGGCACUGACGAGCCUGGCCAGAGCCCGCCAAGCCUCCCGGGCUAAGGUUUGGCUCCAGGUGCAUGGUUAUGCCACGGAGGAUGACCAAAAGCCCGGCAAGAUCCCUGGUGACCUCGGACCCGACCAGUUCUCGCAAGAGCUGGAGAUGAUGGCUAGUUCCCGCGGAUACUACCAGAUUGCCAGCUCGCGCUUCCUGGAUGUGAUCUGUCAACUUGCUCACCUCAAGCUGUUCGCCAAAUGUCGAGAUGAACUGAUCGAGGUCAUCAACACCGGCCUGAACGCCAACUCAUUCGAACGUUGCAUGGAACUGAUGGCAGAAGACCCCGAGCGACAGGCCCGUCGGAAUGUACUGACCAAGGAAAGGGUCAAGCUCACCCAAGCUCAAGAGUGGCUCGCCGCAGUCUACCAAACUAAAGACGAGAGCUCUGACAUUGGCACUUUCACUGACGAAAUCAUGGAAGAUGUGGAGUGGAAGAAUAAAGUCUAG
Penicillium atrosanguineum is the source of this 2445-nucleotide messenger RNA. RefSeq names its product putative dynamin GTPase. The transcript has 3 exons. Gene Ontology annotation, molecular function: GTPase activity; GTP binding; microtubule binding. Lineage: Eukaryota; Fungi; Ascomycota; Eurotiomycetes; Eurotiales; Aspergillaceae. The record is from RefSeq and is a predicted model, not a curated record. Gene Ontology annotation, cellular component: microtubule; membrane; cytoplasm. The coding region runs from base 1 to 2445 and encodes 814 amino acids.